This is a messenger RNA of Vombatus ursinus (common wombat), 4211 nucleotides long. RefSeq names its product ring finger protein 14 (gene RNF14). Bases 92 to 1516 code for a protein of 474 amino acids. The record is from RefSeq and is a predicted model, not a curated record. The transcript is spliced from 8 exons. Gene Ontology annotation, molecular function: ubiquitin conjugating enzyme binding; ubiquitin protein ligase activity; zinc ion binding. Gene Ontology annotation, cellular component: ubiquitin ligase complex; cytoplasm. Gene Ontology annotation, biological process: ubiquitin-dependent protein catabolic process; protein polyubiquitination; positive regulation of proteasomal ubiquitin-dependent protein catabolic process. Lineage: Eukaryota; Metazoa; Chordata; Mammalia; Diprotodontia; Vombatidae.
AUCCCAUCCCAUCCCAUCCCAUCCCAUCCCAUCCCAUUCGGUUCGGUUGCUGUGUGGUUAGAGGAAGCUGCCUGCCGGGCCAGAAAAUUAAAUGUCGUCAGAAGACCGAGAAGCCCAGGAGGAUGAAUUGCUGGCCUUGGCAAGUAUUUAUGAUGAAGAUGAAUUUAAAAAAGCAGAGUCUGUUCAAGGUGGAGAAACCAGAAUAUGUUUGGAUUUGCCUCAAAAUUUCAAAAUAUUUGUGAGCGGCAAUCCAACGGAGUGUCUCCAGAAUGGUGGCUUUGAAUAUACAAUUUGCUUUCUGCCUCCACUUGUGCUGAAUUUUGAACUUCCACCAGAUUAUCCAUCAACCUCCCCUCCAGCAUUCACCCUCAGUGGCAAAUGGCUUUCACCAACUCAGCUAACUGCUCUGUGCAAGCACUUAGACAACCUGUGGGAAGAACAUCGUGGCUGUGUGGUCCUGUUUGCCUGGAUGCAGUUUCUCAAAGAAGAAACCCUAGCAUACCUGAACAUUGCUUCUCCCUAUGAGCUCAAAAUGGGCCCCCAGGGGAAUGUGCAGAGCAGGACAUCUCUGGCACCUCCUAACACAGAACUAGAUUUUGGGGGGGCAACUGGCACUACCGUAGACCAGGAAGAAUUUGUGGAUGAGAGAGCUGUGCAGGAUGUGGAGUCUUUGUCCAGCCUGAUACGGGAAAUCUUAGACUUUGAUCAAGCUCAGCAGAAAAAGUGCUUUAACAGUAAGAUGUACCUGUGCAAUAUCUGCUUUUGUGAGAAGUUGGGGAGUGAGUGUAUGUACUUCCUGGAGUGCAGGCAUGUCUACUGCAAAGCCUGUUUGAAGGACUACUUUGAAAUCCAGAUCAGGGAUGGCCAGGUGCACUGUCUCAACUGUCCAGAACCAAAGUGCUCCUCUGUUGCUACUCCUGGCCAGGUCAAAGAACUGGUGGAAGAAGAGUUGUUUGCACGUUAUGACCGCCUUCUUCUACAAUCUACUUUGGACUUGAUGGCGGAUGUAGUGUAUUGUCCCAGGCCAUGCUGUCAGACUCCUGUAAUGCAAGAACCAGGAUGUACCAUGGGCAUUUGUUCCAGUUGCAAUUAUGCCUUCUGUACACUUUGUAAAAUGACUUAUCAUGGAGUUUCUCCAUGUAAAGUAACUGCAGAAAAGCUAAUUGACUUGAGAAAUGAGUAUCUUGAAGCAGAUGAGACCAAUAAACGGUUUUUGGAACAGAGGUAUGGCAAAAGAGUGAUUCAGAAAGCACUAGAAGAAAUGGAAAGUAAAGAGUGGCUAGAAAAGAACUCAAAGAGCUGUCCUAGCUGUGGCACCCAUAUAGAGAAAUUAGAUGGGUGUAACAAGAUGACAUGUACUGGCUGUAUGCAGUAUUUCUGCUGGAUUUGCAUGGGUUGUCUGUCUAGAGCAAACCCUUAUAGACAUUUCAAUGAUCCAUCUUCCCCGUGCUUUAACCGGUUAUUUCAAGCUGUGGAUAUUGAUGGUGACAUUUGGGAAGAUGAGAUUGAAGAUUAGUUAAACUACUUUAUUGCUCAAAGCUAUAGAAGUGGAAUGGUUUGCCCUAUUCUUUUGUUGAGUACAGUGUGUAACCCUGCAGGAAGUUUAGAGAACCAUUCAUUCUUCCCAUGUAGGAAGUGUGGAAGAACAUGUUUUUAUUUUCGUUUUCUGCUGAUUAAGGCACGUGUAUAAUUUUCCAGUGUUGUGUAAUGUGAACAAUUAUAAGCCAAAGGUUUUAGAAAACAUUAGCGAAAACUAGAUGAAGUAUUCAAUAUCACAAUGUGCCCCAGAUUCUGAACUAUAAAUGUUUUCUUUGUUACCCAGGCUCAGAGGGAGAGGGGUCAAAAUGAUAAUCUUUUAAAGACCUUUUUCAUAUCUCUCAGGCAUCUUGCUCUUCAGGGCAUCAAAUCAAAAGCACAUUCCUUGGGGUCAUUUCCUACUGGAGCCAUUCAGUACUGCUCUUUACACUCUAGGGGAAACUGCUAAAUCAUAGCCUAAAAUGUGCCCUUCUCAUCAGUGUCAGGUCACGUACCUGCCAUAUCAGUCCCAGACGUAGGAAUCUUAUUUCCUGCUAAGUUGAGUAUAGCUGAAUAGUGAUAAAGUUGUAAAUUUUCAGUUGAUCAGAUCUUCCAAUGGCCUCUUGCACUUCUGGCUUUUAGAAUCAAAAGAGCAUAUGGACAUUUUUCCAGUUUAUCAGAAAUCACUUAUUUUUAUCUGGUAUCACAAAUAUUUGUGGAUCAUUUCAUACCUAUUUUCUUAUUUAUUUAACCAACAAAUUUGGGCCAAAUGUAGAGUUCAGUGAAUUGUUACGGAAUCAGAAGAACAUGAGUGAAUCCCUUCACUUUAAAAUUAUGAUGUAUAUUCAAUUCUAAUCCAUUUUUAUAUGAAGUAAAAUUCAACAGUGACUUUCCUCAGUCACCUACUAUUCUCCUACCCCAUCUCUGACACAUACCUUUUAAGUUGGGUUGGUGAUUAAUGCAAACUGAUUUUAAUAUUAUCCUGAGUAAAACAUAUUAUGAAUGAAAUCAGUUAGGCAGAGGGUAAGGUUUCUUUUAGUUAAACCUAAGGGGAGGGGGAAAAACAGGUGUGGGGAAAACUGAUAUAUUUCCAAGGUGAAUAAAAAUUAUAUUUGAGUUAUCUUCUGCUUGUGACUAUUUAGAAUGCUACUCCCCUGGUAGCAAGUAAUCAAGGUGAUAACAACCCUGACUUUGAAUUCUGCUUUUGAAAACCAUACUUUCCAACAGUGAUUUAGAGUUUUUGGUUGGAAAUACAGAGCCUUGCUGUUCAGUUUUUGCAAGCUUUUAGAAAGCGACUAUUUUUGGUAGGAGUGACUUGAUAGCAUAGUUAAUAUAAAGCUUCAAGUAAAUUUUUCUGGCUGAAGAAGGCCUAUAGAUAGUAUCUUCAUUUGCUGUUUGUAAAGCCAGUCCUUUUCCAUGCAUCUGCAUGCAAGUUAUUGAAAAUAAAAUUAGUAUUUUUUUGUUUUACUGUGAUUAUUGGGUUACAUUUUGGACCACAUAGCUUUUGAUUGGCAAUGGAAUUGUUAGCUCAAGUUAUUAAAAGUAAAAUUAGUAUUUUUUUGUUUUACUGUGAUUCUAAGGUUACAUUUUGGACCACAUAGCUUUUGAUUGGCAACAGAAUUAUUAGCUUUUCUUUCUUUAUGUGAUUUGUUUGUGCACCCCAUGUUGAGAGGGUAAUUUGGUCAUCUUACUAGCUGUCGUGAGCUAACUUGUUACCAAUUCAGUUCUAAAGCAAUUGUCCAUUCAAGAUAAAUGGGUAUAAUAAUUGGAUACUUAAGAAGACGGCAAAAUAAAAUCAUAGAAUGAACUUUUUUUUUCCUGAACCUCUAAUUGGAGUUAGAAUUCUAGGACCUGUGUUUUGACAAAACUGAUUGUUUUCAAGGACAGUACCUUUUACGAACACUUUUUUUUACUUCAUUUUUUAAAAUAAAUUGAACACAAUAAAUGUGAAUUCAGAAAACUAAUUAUCCAGUAUAUAUCAGUGUAAAUGGCUGCUGAGUGAAAAGAGAAUUAAGUUCUGGUUUUUAAGCAACAAUUACUCUCAUCAAAUUGGGUGCUUAAAUCUGUUAAAUUGUCUGCUUUAUGCAAAUUAUUGUAUUAGUUGAGACCACUGCAUAAAAUAUACCGUUAACUGUUAGUGAGUAGAAGCAGGGAAGCCAUCUUUACAUGGGAAGAAUAAGAGUACUUCGAAAUGUAGAAAAAUGUUUUUAGAUUUAAAGCCUUUACCUUUAACCAUAGACAUUAGAAGGGGAGGAUCCUUAUUUUUUGGCAUGAUUUAUAAACUUAAUUUUAAUAUGGCUUCAAGUUUUAGCUUCUAAUUAUUUUAUUUCUGAGUGACUGGAAAAAAUAAGAGACUGAUAUUUAUGUGUGAGAAAUACUUUGGAAAGGGAUUCUUCAUCUAGAAAGUACACAAUAGAGAAAAGAGAUUUCAUUUAUGUUUAUAGUUUGGUUUCAUGAAGGCCUUGGUUACUGAGCAGGAUGCUUUACCAUAGCUUAACUGAAUCCCAAUGAAAACUUCUGAAUAUUUGUGACAGAAUGAUAUCCUCUUCAGAUUUACUGCUGUUUAUUAGGCCUAACACAGUGGUUAGAAGAAACCACAUCCCUCUUAAUUUUGUAAAGUAGGGUUUGAGUCUAGUUCUGUUAAAAAUGAGAAUGUAAUCUACAAAUGAAUAAAUCCUUUAUUUUAAAAAAGCAAA